CAACUCGCUGGAGCAGGGCUGGGCUAGACGGGCGCGCUCUCGGGGGCGGGAGGGGCAGUCCCGGUCCCGGCCCUCCGUGCGGGUGGGCUCGGAGCAGGCCGCACCGGGCGGGAACCCCACUCCUAUCCCGGAGGCCCCCUGCCCUUUUCCCCCUCCCCCGCGGCCCAUGGUGCGAGGCUGGGAGCCGCCGCCCGGGCCAGACCGCGUUUGGAGCCCUAUAGACUGCCUGUGAAAUGGAGGAUAAGAGAAACGUUUCCUUCCCCAGGCCACCCUCCUCCCCAUGACUACCUCCUGGCGACCUCAACACACGCUCGGAAACCUGGCCUGCCUUCUGGGGAGCAGUGAGUGGCCUUUGGGAAUGAAAGGUUUAGGAGGAACAGCCCUUUCCGACCCCCUACUCAAAACCAACCAUGAAAGUGAGAACCGGAGUCCUCAGAGGUUCCUGGGGUUGCGUCCUAAUCUGAGACUUCUAAACUGAAAGACGACUCAAGCUGAGACCUGCUAUCUCUGAAGGGCACAAAUCAGAAAGCACCAUGCCUCCUAACAAAGAGGCCAGCAGUCUUAAUACCUCCCCUACGGGGCUCAUCUGCCUCCCUCCAAUCUCCGAGGAGCUCCAGCUUGUGUGGACCCAAGCUGCCCAGACCAGUGAACUGGAUGGCAAUGAACACCUGCUACAAACUUUCAGCUACUUUCCCUAUCCCAGUCUAGCAGACAUUGCCCUUCUCUGCCUACGCUAUGGGCUGCAGAUGGAGAAAGUCAAGACUUGGUUCAUGGCCCAGCGCCUCCGCUGUGGCAUUAGCUGGUCAUCUGAAGAAAUAGAAGAGACUCGAGCCCGAGUGGUCUAUCACAGGGACCAACUCCAUUUCAAAUCCCUUCUCUCUUUUACUCAUCAUGCAGGGCGGCCCCCAGAGGAGGUGCCUCCUUCUCCAGUGCCACCUCCAGAACCAGUUAGUCUUGGAAUAGUGCCCCUGACUCUUAGCGAGCCCAGCCAGAUGAAAGGAUUAAAGGUAGAGCCUGAAGAGUCCCCAGAGCCACUGAGUCACCAAAAAGCAAAGGAGCCCCUGAUGAUACCUGGUAGUGGGGCAUUCUCCCACCGAUCAGAAUUUUGGCAGGAUCUUCAAAGCAGUGCCUUCUCUAAGGAGCAGGCAGGCAAGGGUCCUAACCAGUCACAUGGCCUAGGUACUGCUUCCUGGAACCACUCCACAGCUGUCCACCAGCCAUGUGCUCCGGAUAAGCCCCCACCAAUCUCAUUACUUGCCAGUAGUUGUAAGCAGGGCUCAGCAUCUAAUGAGACUCCUUCUUCCUCUACCUCUUCUUCCUCUCUCCAGGUACUGGCUAAUGGAGCUACAGCCACCUCUAAACCCCUCCAACCACUGGGGUGUAUCCCACAGCCACAGUCACCCAAUGAACAGGCACUACCCCCACAUGCGGAGCCAGCCUGGCCCCAGAGGCUAAGGCAUAACUCAGUACUAGGUAGGGUUGGCCCUGCAGAGUAUCUUUCCCCAGAUACACAACGCCAGCGAAAGACCAAGCGCAAAACCAAAGAGCAGCUGGCUAUCCUCAAAUCAUUUUUUUUACAGUGCCAAUGGGCACGGCGUGAAGAUUACCAUAAAUUAGAACAGAUCACUGGUUUACCUCGGCCUGAGAUUAUUCAGUGGUUUGGUGACACACGCUAUGCCUUGAAGCAUGGGCAACUAAAAUGGUUUCGGGACAACGCAGUACCUGGUGCCUCUAGUUUUCAGGACCCAGCAAUUCCCACACCACCGCCUUCAACCCGGUCCUUGAAUGAAUGGGCUGAGACACCACCUCUGCCAAUCCCCCCACCUCCACCAGAUAUACAGCCCUUGGAGAAGUACUGGGCAGCCCACCAACAGCUACAGGAAAGUGAUGUCCCUCAACUGAGUCAGGCAUCAAGGCUUAGCACACAGCAGGUACUGGAUUGGUUUGAUUCUCGAUUACCUGAACCAGCUGAGGUGGUGGUUUGUCUAGAUGAAGAGGAGGAAGAAGAGGAGGAAGAACUGCCAGAUGAUGAUGAGGAGGAAGAGGAGGAGGAGGAAGAUGAUGACAGCGAUGAGGACAUCAUCAUACAGGACUGAAUGGAGGGCUACAAGAGGGGAGGUCUGUUACUAAAAGAUGAACCAACUUAGUAACUGUUUAAACAAACCACAUUUUAAAAAUUACCUUGUGGCAAAGAACUGAAAAGCUCUGUGUUCUUGAGGUUGGGGUAUGGGGAUGUAGCGAGGGUAGACCAGGGAGGAUGAGCGCAGGGCACAAAGUGAGGUGGGGAUUGAAUGAGCAGAAAUGCAGGCCUCUAGCCUCAGCGAAGGGAGUGCUAAGGAUCUGGUCCAAACUGGGCUGGAUAAGGGCUCUUUCAUAUCUGCUGUUCUUACCCAUACCCCACCCCCACCCCCACCCCAGCCCUCAGUGUACUACAGAGAAUCCAGCCCUUAGUCCCAUGUCUAUAGGAGGACUGGAAAGAGGAGUAAAGAAUUUUGAUUCACUUGAUGAUUCUAGUGCAUCCCCUAGUCCCAUCAUUUUCCCUGGUAUAAGGCUGCCUUGCAUUCCUCUUUUCUCUGAGCGCAAGUCCAUGCAUGAUGCAGCUAAGAAUCUCAGUAUGUCCCAGUCUCAUAAGUAUUUCCCCUUCCUCGUACCAGCUUAAUAUGUUUUACCUGCUUCAUUAUUGAGUCACACAGGAAGCAGAAUAUUUUCAUUUCUGAUACUGGGACCACUUUGCCUUGUACCUUUUAAUCUCUCCAAAAUCCCCAUUCUGUUGACUAUGUCUCAGGGUAAAUCUUCCCCACGGAGCUUGUGAAAAAGUUUAAUAACUGGGUGGAGAAUAAUUUAGACUGGAUAUUUAUUGGAGGUGGGAAUUAGGGGAGAUGUCCUUUAAAAAUUAAAGUAGAAUUAGGUUACAGAGAGGAGAGGGAAUGGUUUCUACUGUUCAGAAGACUGUGCAGGUAGGUUCUAGGUUUGGUUUUACAAGCCUGACACUCCCUCCUGCCUAGCCUGACAGAGACUGAUUUUUCAUAUUUUUGGUGUUGAUUCAAUUUGUAUCCGGAAAAGAAACUUUUCCCCUCUAUAGGAUGUCUGAGGGACAGAGGGGCCACAUCUUUAACUGAAUUUAUUGAUGUUUUAGAAUGGUUUUCAUCAGUUGGGGUCAGAUAUAAAGAUAUCAGUGGGUUAACCAUCUAGAAACAAGAGUGGAAGCCCAACUGCUAGAAUAAUAAUAAAAAAAGCCAAAAAUAAAAUUGUUUAUCUCUCUU
Molecule: messenger RNA, 3263 nt
Organism: Pteropus alecto (black flying fox)
Lineage: Eukaryota; Metazoa; Chordata; Mammalia; Chiroptera; Pteropodidae
Gene: HOMEZ
Product: homeobox and leucine zipper encoding
Exons: 3
Coding region: 534-2096 (520 amino acids)
Biological process (GO): regulation of transcription by RNA polymerase II
Cellular component (GO): nucleus
Molecular function (GO): DNA-binding transcription factor activity, RNA polymerase II-specific; DNA binding
Source: RefSeq, a predicted model, not a curated record